AUGGUGAGCGGGGCCGCCGUCCCACGCGGGGAGGAUCGCGGGAGCCCGUGUGGCGUUGUCCCGGGGUGCGGGACCCGGCGGCGGGACGCGGCGCCCGGUGUGAUCGCGUUUGUUCACCUGAGGUUACCGAGGGUCCCUGCACCUCUCGCAUGUAGAUGCCACCGUGGUCCAGUCCCGUGUGUUAGGAAGACAGACCCGCUGUGGUUCCCUCCUCAGGCUGCAGUGAGCUAUGAGGAUGUGCAUGUGAACUUCACUCAUGAAGAGUGGGCUUUGCUGGGACCUUCUCAGAAGAGUCUCUACAGAGAUGUGAUGCUGGAAACCUACUGGAACCUCACUGCUAUCGGUUACAAAUUGGAAGAUCACAAUGUUGAAGAAUACUGUCAAAGUUAUAGAAGACAUAGAAGGUAUAACACCUGUCAUUGUGGAUACAAGCCUUGUGAACAUAGGGAAUUUGAAAAGAACCACUAUAUCUUUGCAUGUAACGAUUUUCUUCAAAUAUAUGAUAAAAUCCAAACUGAAGAGAAACCCUAUGAAUGUAGUCAAUGCAGUAAAGCCUUUGCAAAUUUUCGUAGUCUUCGAAAACAUGAAAAGAACCACACUAGAGAAAAACCCUAUGAGUGUAGUCAAUGCAGUAAAGCCUUUGUAAGUCGCAGUUCUCUUCAAAUACAUGAAAGAACUCAUACGGGAGAGAAGCCCUUUGACUGUAAUGAAUGUGGUAAAGCAUUUUCAACUCGCAGUCAUCUUCAAAUACACCAAAGAACUCAUACUGGAGAAAAACCCUAUGAUUGCAGUGAAUGUGGUAAAGCAUUUGCACGUAGCAGCAAUCUUCAAAUACACAAAAGAAGUCAUACAGGAGAGAAACCCUAUGAUUGCAGUGAAUGUGGGAAAGCAUUUGCUAGCCGCAGUCAUCUUCAAAUACACAAAAGAACUCAUACAGGAGAGAAACCUUAUGAUUGUGAUGAAUGUGGGAAAGCCUUUUCAACUCGCAGUCAUCUUCAAAUUCAUAAAAGAAAGCACACUGGAGAAAAACCUUAUGAAUGUAAUCAAUGCGGUAAAGCCUUUAUAGGUCGCAGUCAUCUUCAAAUACAUAAAAGAGUGCACACUGGAGAGAAACCUUAUGAGUGUAAUCAGUGUGGUAAAGCUUUUGCAUAUAACAGUGAUCUUCACCGACAUGAAAUAAUUCACACUGGAGAGAAACCCUACGGAUGUAAUCAGUGUGGUAAAGCCUUUGCAAGUCGUAGUAGUCUUCGAAAUCACGAGGAACGUCAUACUCUUGAGAAACCGUAUGAAUGUACUCUAUGUGGUAAAGCCUUUGCAUAUUGCAGUAAUCUUUAUAUACAUGAAAGAUGUCAUACGGGAGAGAAACCAUAUGUAUGUACUCAGUGUGGUAAAGCCUUUGCACGUCGCAGUCACCUUCAUAUACAUGAAAGAAUUCAUGCUGGAGAGAAACCUUAUGAGUGUAAUCAGUGUGGAAAAGCCUUUCUACUUCGCAGUAGUCUUCAAAUACAUGAAAGAACUCACACUGGAGAGAAACCUUAUGUAUGUAAUCACUGUGGUAAAGCCUUUGCACGUCAGAGUCUUCUUCAAAUACAUGAAAGAAGUCACACGGGAGAGAAACCUUAUGAGUGUAAUCAGUGCAGUAAGGCGUUUGUUUGUCGCAGUAGUCUUCAAAUGCAUGAAAGAACUCACACGGGAGAGAAACCUUAUGUGUGUAAUCAGUGUGGUAAAGCCUUUGCACGCCGCAGUCUUCUCCAGAAACAUGAAAGAAGUCAUAGUGGAGAGAAACCUUAUGAGUGUAAUCAAUGUGGUAAAGCCUUUGCAAGUCGAGGUAGUCUUCGAAAUCAUGGAAAACAUCAUACUAUUGAGAAACCUAAUGAAUGUAAUCAGUGUGCUAAAGUGUUUACAUCUCUCCCACCAUCUUCAAAUAUAUGAAACAAACCACACUGGAAAGAACCUCUGAGUGUAAUCAAUGUGGAAAAUCCUUUACAAGUCACAGUUAUCUUCAAAUACACAAAAGAAGUCACA
Molecule: messenger RNA, 2025 nt
Organism: Grammomys surdaster
Lineage: Eukaryota; Metazoa; Chordata; Mammalia; Rodentia; Muridae
Product: zinc finger protein 431-like
Exons: 5
Coding region: 1-1932 (643 amino acids)
Biological process (GO): regulation of DNA-templated transcription
Source: RefSeq, a predicted model, not a curated record